This is a messenger RNA of Grus americana (Whooping crane), 498 nucleotides long. RefSeq names its product olfactory receptor 14J1-like. The transcript is spliced from 2 exons. Gene Ontology annotation, molecular function: olfactory receptor activity. Gene Ontology annotation, biological process: G protein-coupled receptor signaling pathway. Gene Ontology annotation, cellular component: membrane. The record is from RefSeq and is a predicted model, not a curated record. NCBI's taxonomy places the organism in Eukaryota, Metazoa, Chordata, Aves, Gruiformes, Gruidae. The annotation marks the transcript as partial.
CUGCACUACGGGACCCUCCUGGGCAGCAGAGCUUGUGCCCACAUGGCAGCAGCUGCCUGGGGCAGUGGGUUUCUCCAUGCCCUGCUGCACACGGCCAAUACAUUUUCCCUACCCCUCUGCCACGGCAAUGCUGUGGACCAGUUCUUCUGUGAAAUCCCCCAGAUCCUCAAGCUCUCCUGCUCAGACGCCUACCUCAGGGAAGUUGGGCUAACUGUGACUGGUGCCUGUUUAGUCUUUGGGUGUUUUGUUUUCAUUGUGGUGUCCUAUGUGCAGAUCUUCAGGGCUGUGCUGAGGAUCCCCUCUGAGCAGGGACGGCACAAAACCUUUUCCACGUGCCUCCCUCACCUGGCCGUGGUCUCCCUCUUUAUCAGCACCGGCAUGGUGGCCUACCUGAAGCCCCCCUCCAUCUCCUCCCCAUCUCUGGACCUGGUGGUGUCACUUCUGUACUCGGUGGUGCCUCCAUCUCUGCUGUGCUUUUCUGACCGAGUGGCUGUGUAA